AAACAUUGCUGUGACAUGUCUAAACAUCCGUACAUAUUCGUUUUGCUCCACAGACAACAAGAUGAUCACCCUCAUCCUAUAACAACCAUAGCCUGUAUAACUCUGGCUGAAGCACAGAUUAUCACAUGGUUCGGCGGGCCCUGUCCAGACGUCACUACAAAGGAAAACUUCCAACUACCACCGUACAUGGGCCGUUGGUACGAAAUCUCCAAAUAUCCCAACAGUUUUCAGAACGGAGAAUGUGGCACUGCCCAGUACACGCUGCAGGAUGAUAAUACCGUCAGGGUCAACAAUACACAGAUAAAGGAGGGUGGCGUUGUCGAUACAGUAAUUGGUCAAGUCCGAGACGACCCAAACUCCGACGUGCCCGCUCAUUUACAAGUCAGAUUCUCCUCGUUUCAACCCUGGGGAAAGUACUGGGUGCUGGACACAGACUACGAGAGUUACACCGUAGUGUACUCCUGCUCCUACUACGUCAUCAACAAGGUAGAGUUCCUGUGGAUUCUCGGACGCGAACGCACAGUUGAAGAAGAGACCAAGGAUAAAAUCCUACAAAUGUUAGAUAAUUACAAGAUCGACGCUAUGAAGAUGGUUGAUACUGUACAAGAUGUAGAUAAAUGUACUCUGUAAGCACGUAAAUUGCUUACAAGACUUAGUCCGUAAGAUGUGUACAAUUGUUAAUAUCCAUUACGUAUUACUAAAUGGUUUACUAAGACGUGCGGCACUGGUAAAUCAAAACGUUGUCGCAGGCUGUAUGUUGGAAUCAAGGGCAAAUAAAACACAUCAAUUUCAACGAAA
This is a messenger RNA of Branchiostoma floridae (Florida lancelet), 798 nucleotides long. RefSeq names its product apolipoprotein D-like. The record is from RefSeq and is a predicted model, not a curated record. The transcript is spliced from 4 exons. Lineage: Eukaryota; Metazoa; Chordata; Leptocardii; Amphioxiformes; Branchiostomatidae. Gene Ontology annotation, molecular function: pigment binding. The coding region runs from base 16 to 630 and encodes 204 amino acids.